AAAUAUUACCUUACAUUAACGCUACUGUCAUCAUUUCGCACAUGGCAAAUAGCGCCGUCGUCUUCUCGAAAUAGAGUUUCUACUUUCCUGCUGUCCCCGUUUAGAAAAAGACAGAAAAAUGGAGAGCGUCAUGUUGGAGUCGCUCAAUGUGGGCAUCUUGGUGGAAAAGGAGAUUGUGGUACACACAAAUAGCAAGGACAGUGGAGACUUCACAGCAUCUCAUCCACCAUCCGUCGUGUCAGUCGUUCACUCCACGUCCGACCUAAGACGUGAAACUAGAACGUCUGAACUACGGAAGACGGCCUCAACUGCAUCGUCCGGGAAGAUGCUUCCUCGUACUGACGUCAGUGAAAAUCAUCUUGACGACCUUGCCGAUUUCUUUCGCUCUGCUCCUCCGCCGGGGAAUCUCAUGUCAAUACCCGACGACGUGAGCAUAUCUUCGGCCGAUGGGAAAUGGGGUGUCUUCAAAGUCUUCCGUAAAAAGCGGAAACGCCGAAAACGCCAACCACCACUUGUCAGACUUCCAGACUCGACCGUCUCUGCUAGAACUGCUGGUGGCCACCGGUACAUCGCUAUAUCGAUCCCCGCUGAUGUUUCUUUACCAUACCCGGAAUCUGGGUUAAUGGAUCCCGGACUUCAUCAAGCCAUCAGCGCAAUAUCCAACCAGACAUCCAGUCAUGGUGUAAAGACUUCGGGACCAGCAACUGAAGACCAUGAAUCGCUAUCCUCGGCGUCCCUCGCGCAAAGGUCGGUGGCGCGUUCAGAAGAGGCCACCCGCUUAGCACCUCCACCAAGAAAGGUGUCUAUGCUUUCAACAGUGCCAUCGCAGGAAGAGUCCCCUUCCAGCAAAGGGAAAGAGCCAGAUAGUAGGGGUAGGCCGGAGAGUGGUAUUAGGAGCAAAGCGCCAAUGAGUCCUUUGGGGUCUGUGAGGACGGCACGUGCUACCGAGCGAGGAGGCCUGGUCACUCGGACUGAGCAACAGGAUAUGCCAUCAGAAACUGGAGAUCAAGGGUCUGAAAAUACCCCCCAAAUCAUUGAAAUUCCGUCGAGGAAACGAUCGGGGAAGAAACCUCAGCAGAAACAACUAUCUCAAGCUAGCAAUGAGCCGACUAGUGAUAGCUCUGCGGCGAAGAACCGCCCAAGGUCUGCUGAUAGGUCUCCCGGAACCCCGCACAUUCUCUCGGCCAACCCGUUGAAUGCACCGACACCACCAGUUCGAACUUCUAGUAAAAAGGCAAAAACCAGCGUAUCAGUACUCAGUGAGGGUGAGAAUUUCGGCAACCGAUCAGUGCCGAUGAGCAGAGGAGCUAGCUCUAAACGUAGCGGGAAUAAGAGCGGAAAUGGUCAAGGACCGCGCGGUUCAUUUGCUGAAAGCCUCAUGACAGAGUCCUCGCCGAAAUUGUUCAAAGCUCAGACUGCUACGGCAUACCAAUCCGUGCCAAUAGUUGUAAGACCCCCUUCACAAUUGGAAGUUGAAUCGCCUUUAAACCUCAACUUCCCCACGCCACCAUCAAACCGAACUAGCCGCUCAGUUCAGGCAGAUCUUUUGUCGCCCCCAGAAGCAGCGGAGAGGAGCAGAACUCGGAAGGACCGAGUGAAGGAGCGGAAGCAAAGAGAUAUGGAGAAGCUCAAGGCGCAGUUGCGUCAGAUCCAGUCCCCGGCUUCACACCUCAAGCCAGAGAUUCCAACCGAGCAUCUUUUACCAGAGUCCCCAGUCUUAGGCAGAUUCCAUGAAGGACUAGGUUCAGCAUCCACAUCGAGACCAUAUCUGACAGCGAAAAUGUCGGAUAUCGGCCCUAGCAGACCCAGCUUGCAUUUAAAAUCUUCAUAUUUGUCACCCGAAACCGUCCUAAAAAACCGCCGGGGAAGAAGUAUAAGUGCGCCAGCCAUGACUAGUUCCUCAUCUCCCUCCCCACUAGAAUCCCCAUUGGCCUGGGAAGACACCACAGCAUAUUUCCGACGAAAAGAGCGACAAGCGGAGCGGGAAGAGAGCGAAGCAAGGAGACUGCGACACGCAGCGAAAGUGUUGGCGGAGGAGAAAGAGACCCGUGAUCGGAUCGCGCAUCAGAAACUUAUACGGCGGUAUGAGAGGUUGAAGGAAAGUCGGACGAGGGAUAUGGAGAGGCGAUUGCAUCGAUUGGAGAGGAAUAGCGAGAUGUUGAUGCAGUCGAUGGUGUCCCUAAUGGAAACCCUUAAUAAACUCUUACAGGAUCGCCAGUCUCUACAGCGAAGCGCCUCGGCUUAUCCGGUUACGACUUCUGCCCCGCGAUCGCAUGGAAAACGUCGACAGGGCUCUGGUCAAGGUCGUACUCAGUCUCUUAGAUCCGCACGUAGCGAUGACCGCCCGCUUCAAGCCCCCGAUUCACAAUCGGAGAGAGAAGAGCGUCAUUAUCGAGGGGAUCGUCCGGCGGGGCUUCGUCUGAGUGGUGGUAGUCGACGGGGUGAAUUCGAGCGAGAGCGUAAUCUUAGCCAACCCGCACUCGAGGCUUUACAAGAACACUUGCAGGCUCAAUCCUACCAGAGUGGUCGAGUCCCCGGCGUUUCGGGGUAUGCUAGCAUGAGCAACAGCAGCGAUAAUAAUAGUGACGCUGGUAGCCUGGAGAUUAUGGAGCCGUUGAUGCGGGAAUUGCAGGGAGCGGCGAGGUUGGAUGAGGAGCAAAGAACGCCUUUGACUGAGAGUGAGGUCUUUAAUCUCUUCUAAGUUGGCAGUGUGGCCAAUUAAUACCCUCCUUUAUGUUUCUUAUGUUUUAUUCGUCGUCGGGUUCGUGGUUGGCUGUCUUGAGUGCCCUCGUGCGUUGGGGAUGGUGGACUAUCGGCAGGAUUGGUAAUAGCAUCGGGCGGGCGGUCAUGGUAAUACCCGGAAGAGCUAACCUGUUGGGUCGGUUGGUUUUCUUGACUGCACAGCUAUCUAGGUAUUAAUUAGUAGAACCUUGUAAUAUAUACACGCCUCGCGGCGUUUAAGGAUAGGUAAUGAAGCAUCUUCCGCACUUGUACGAUAAAAAAAUUGGCAACGUAAAUCCUUCUCAGUGACUUAUAGUUGAUGGUAAUGGUUAUUAG
Molecule: messenger RNA, 3057 nt
Organism: Hypoxylon trugodes
Lineage: Eukaryota; Fungi; Ascomycota; Sordariomycetes; Xylariales; Hypoxylaceae
Exons: 2
Coding region: 119-2701 (860 amino acids)
Source: RefSeq, a predicted model, not a curated record